Aspergillus candidus is the source of this 779-nucleotide messenger RNA. RefSeq lists its product as uncharacterized. Bases 80 to 670 code for a protein of 196 amino acids. The record is from RefSeq and is a predicted model, not a curated record. The transcript has 2 exons. Lineage: Eukaryota; Fungi; Ascomycota; Eurotiomycetes; Eurotiales; Aspergillaceae.
UCAUAAAUAAACCAAUCUCAACAAGAGGUUAAAAAAACAAAAGAAGAAAAGAAGAGAGAUCCAUCUGUGUACCUUGACGAUGCAUUCAUCGCCAAUUAAUGAUCUGGCCUGCACUGGAUGGCGCCCCUCGAAUGUGACCAACGCCCGCCACGUGACAGCCAUCUCCCAUGCGCCCUGCAUCAGUUACCUCUAUCCUGGAUCCUUUCCUCCUGGCUUCCAAUUUUCACCUAUCUCUGUUCUUUUCUUUUCUUUUCUUUUCUUUGUUCUGUUUUCUUUUCGACAAUGCGGUCAGGACGCUGAUCCUGAGACAUGCAAUGUGUGGAUCAGAGUGACUAUAUCAUCUCGUGUAGAGGACACAACAAGGUGGUCAGACCCAGUCAUGUAUCCAAACUCUAACGCGUGCUCCCAUGUCCGUACGACUACUCCUCAGAAAAUGUUAAACUACGGGGAAGGCAACGAAAUUGGCCCUCGUUGGUUGAAAAUCGGUCGACAACUCCAACUCCAGUAUCCCCGCACCCAUCAAAAUGACCCCAAAUCACAACUAAGUGGUUUGGUCGCUUGCCAUGCACGCAAACCAGGAACUAUCUUCCUGCACGAUGUUGAAACGAAUACGUCGACUGGAAGUCUGCGCCGGCGCUUCACUCCGGUCUCCACUUUCCGUCCUAUAUAAAAGUCUAGGUAGUGCUAUGGGUCCCGCGGCCUACAAAGGCAAUUAUGACGAGGGGGUCACGUUGGCCUUCGCACUGACGCUGCAGGAUGGAACCCGGCAGGCUCACCUA